AUGGCGGAUGAUAUAGAGAGCUCGGGUGUUGGAGAUCAGAGGAGGGAAAUUAAAGAAGAAGCUCCGCAAAAUUUGGAGAAAAAUUAUGAGGUUUUAUUCGACGAGAAGCAUUUCGAGGCUUGUGUGACUAAUGGUGAGUGGGACAAGGUGGAGAAGUACUUAUCUGGGUUUGUUAAGAUUGAUCAAGAAUCAAUGUCAGUGCUGGUCUUCUUUGAGAUUCGAAAACAAAAAUAUUUUGAGGCGCUCGAGAGGAAAGACUUUCCCAAUGCUAUGGAUAUUCUUAAGAAGGAUUUGAAAUUCUUUGCCCGAUAUGAUCAAGAUCUUUUCAAGGAACUCACAAUGCUUCUGACCUUAGACGAUUUCAGGGAGAAUGGAAAGCUAUCUACUUAUGGUAAUGCCGAGUCUGCCAGGGCUGGGCUGCUUCGCACACUUAAACAAAAGAGUGCGAAUUAUGCUUCUUUAUGUCGCAAGCCUGAAUUUUGCAAUUCAGAUAACUCAAAGCAGACGACACCCGUGAAUCAGAGUUAUGGAAACAACCCAAUGGCUAACCCUCUAGUCGGACCAGGUGGUUCUUAUGUUCCUCCACCAGCAUCUCCUGUGAUGCCUAUGAUGCAGACACAAUACAGCAAUCUUAUUGCUUCUGCUUUCUCUACGGCGAACCCUUUAGCAGGCUUCAACACUACAAUUCCCGCACCAGCGUCUCUUAUGAUGCCUAUGAUGUCAAUGCAGAACACAUAUCUUAUUGCUUCGGUUCCUGUCUCUAUUCCAAACCUGAGCUCCAAUCCUACUUUUCCUUUUCAGCCUGCACUAGCAUUUCCUAAGAUACGUGUUGGAGGAUUUAUGCCAGGUCCAUCCUCUGUGCCACACAAAGCAGUUACUGCUCAGCCGUCCAAUCUAAACGCUCCUGCAAUUGAAGUUCGUGGACCACCACAUAAGAGACGAAGACUUGCUGGGACAGUGGAAAAGGUCGAUAGUUCAGCAGUCAAUGUUUCACCUGAAAUGUAUCAUGAUGCCUUGCCGCAGACUACUAUUGUCGAGUUCUACCAGGGAACUCAUUUUCUCUCACACAAUAAUUAUUUCUACCAGGGUUCUCAAGUACAGAGCUUGGAUUUUCAUCCUUUGCAACAAACUUUACUUCUUGUUGGAUCGGCUAAUGGUGAUAUCUCUAUCUGGGACAUGGGGGAAACGGAGUGGCUUGUCUGUCAACCUUUUGAGAUUUGGGACAUUGGGGCAUGUUCAUUAAGUGUUCAGACAUCUUUUUCUGGUGAUCAAACGGCAUCAGUAAACCGUGUUAUCUGGAAUCCUGAUGGUGAUUUUUUCGGAGUUGCAUAUUCCAAGCAUCUUGUGCACAUAUAUUCCUACAAUGCUGAUUUUUUAACAAAAUAUAUAGAGAUCGAUGCCCAUUUUGGCAAUGUAUAUGACAUUUCUUUCUCUAACCAAAGCAAAUCAUUAUGCAUCAUAACUUGUGGAGAGGACAACGCUAUAAGGAUGUGGAUGGCUCUUACUGAUGAGAGAUUUUCCCUAGUUUAUAAUUUUGUGGGUCAUGAAGCACCAGUUUAUUCUGUGUGCCCAUAUGAAGAUGGAAAGCAGUACCUCUUUUCAGUGGACACUAAUGGGAAAAUCCAUGCAUGGAUAUAUGGUACAAAGUUAUUCACUUGCGACGCAUGUCCAUCUUGGGGAAGGAUGGCACGCAGUGCUGAUGGUACAAGGUUGUUCUUCUGCGGAACAGUCAGCAAUGGAGAUUCCUAUCUUGUAGAAUGGGAUCAUAAAGAAGGUGGGGGCGUUAAGCGCAUGUAUCGAGGUCUUCGAAGGAGGUCUGCAGGUGUCGUGCAGUUUGACACUGCCAACAAUCGGAUUUUGGCUGCUGGUGAUGAGUUCCAAGUCAAGUUUUGGAACAUGGACUGUGUAAAACAGUUGAGCUAUUCCUUCGCCACUGGUGGAUUGCCGUCUCGUCCUUGCGUACGAUUUAACAAGGGAGGGACUCUGCUAGCAGUUUCAACGCUCGAGGAUGGUAUUAAAGUGCUUGCAAAUGCUGGUGGUCUUCAGCUUCUGCGUUCCAUGGAAAAGAGUCCGGUUACCUCCAGGAAGAGACCCCUUGAUGUUAUUGCCUCUGGAUUAGCCACUGCAACGCAUGAUGAGGUUGUUGGAGGAAGUCCUGGUUUUGGCUCUCGUGAGCAACAAAGUCCUGGUUUUGGCUCUUUUGAUCAAUGACGUCCUGAUGAUAACUCCGGGACCAGUGUGGAUCAACCACCUUGUUGAACCUCCAAUUUCGUUGUAGAUAGUAUGUAUUCCAUAGUCAUAUGAACUAGUGAUCAAGUCUUGUGGGAAUUUCCUCCAUACGUGUGUACAAAAGGGGUGGCGUACAGUGGCGUUUAUACCAAAGAACUGUAUUUUUUUUGCUGAAGAACUAAGCACUGGGGCUUUAUACCAUCGAACUUAGUAUGGAUGCGGAGAUUAUAGCUAAGUGUCAU
Morus notabilis is the source of this 2471-nucleotide messenger RNA. Its product is annotated as topless-related protein 4. NCBI's taxonomy places the organism in Eukaryota, Viridiplantae, Streptophyta, Magnoliopsida, Rosales, Moraceae. Gene Ontology annotation, molecular function: protein binding. The record is from RefSeq and is a predicted model, not a curated record. The transcript has 20 exons. Gene Ontology annotation, biological process: regulation of DNA-templated transcription. The coding region runs from base 1 to 2211 and encodes 736 amino acids.